This is a messenger RNA of Perognathus longimembris pacificus (Pacific pocket mouse), 1412 nucleotides long. It is a transcript of the gene Gdpgp1, whose product is annotated as GDP-D-glucose phosphorylase 1. Lineage: Eukaryota; Metazoa; Chordata; Mammalia; Rodentia; Heteromyidae. The coding region runs from base 108 to 1262 and encodes 384 amino acids. Gene Ontology annotation, biological process: glucose metabolic process. Gene Ontology annotation, molecular function: GDP-D-glucose phosphorylase activity. Gene Ontology annotation, cellular component: cytoplasm. The record is from RefSeq and is a predicted model, not a curated record. The transcript has 2 exons.
GAGGUCUGAAGUGAAGGCUUCCCACCAGCUAGACAAACCACCCCUCAGCUACCUUCCAAGUUUAUCCUCUGCUGAGCUUUGCAGUCUACACCUAGGCAGGCCAGCCCAUGGCGACUCCUGGUGAUGUAAAUGAAACUUCAUAUCUGCUGUCUCCCAACAUCUCGGACUGGGAUGGGCAAGUCAUCCCUGACUUCACCUAUGGGCAGGAGGAACUGGCAGUAGAGGGGGUUCAGUGGCCGCAGGUCCCCAGGGCCCUAGACACACAGCCAUGGUCCCGCUUUGACUCUGCCCUCCGUGCUGCCUGGACACAGCGGGUGGAGCUGGGGCUCUUCCGCUACCGCCUGGGCACAUUGCAGACUCAGACCCUGCCUGGUGCCGUGGGGCUUGUGGCUCAGCUGAACGUGGAGCGCGGGGUACAGAGGCGGCGCCCCCAGGACAUCCAGAGUGUGAGGCAGGCCUUUGACCCCCAGCAGUUUAACUUCAGGAAGAUCGGGAGGGGUGAAAUUCUAUUCCGUCUACGCCCUGAGCCCUCCUGUGGCCGCCAGGAUGAGGACAGUGACACCCUGGUGGUGAUCAAUGUGAGUCCCCUGGAGCAUGGACAUGUGUUGCUGGUACCAGAGCCUGCUCUGGGGCUCCCCCAGCGCCUGCUGCCCGGGGCGCUACGGGCCGGGUUGGAGGCUGUGCUGUUGAGUCUGCACCCUGGCUUCCGAGUGGGCUUCAACAGCCUGGGGGGCUUGGCCUCCGUGAACCACCUCCACCUACAUGGCUAUUACCUGGGUCAUAGGCUCCCUGUGGAGCAGGCACCCAGUGUCCCCCUGGACCCCAGGGGCCGUCUGCAUCUCCUCCAGACCCUCCCCGCGCCCGGCUUCCUCUUCUAUGCUAGCAGGCCAGGGCCGGACUUGGAGGCCCUGGUUAGCAGGGUAUGCCGGGCCACGGACUAUCUAAGUGAGCAUGAGAUUGCACAUAAUGUGUUUGUGACCCGCGGAGCUCCACCUGGAGAGGUGUCACCUUCCUCUGUGCUCACUGGGCUGCGAGUCCUUCUGUGGCCCCGGAAGUCCAGCUUUGGAGUAAAGGAAGGCGAGGCUUUCAACGUGGCCCUCUGUGAGCUGGCAGGGCACCUCCCUGUCAAAACCUCCAAGGACUUCAGCAGCCUGACAGAGGCAGCAGCUGUGGCCCUCAUUCAGGACUGCCUGUUGCCCCAGGCCCAGGCGGAGGAGGUUCAGGCCGCCCUCGUGGCCCUGGUGGCCAGAGAAGAGCUCUAGCCCUCCCCGGUGGUGGGAGUGCCGGUCCCCAGGCUGUUCAUUUUCAUGAUUGCCUAGGAUUCUCACGAGUCAGCCUAAGAAGGAUAAAGGAAGCACUGACAGCUGGGCUCUGAAUGGGAGAAAUUGGAAUAAAUUUCAUGAUGUACUUUA